Messenger RNA from Cryptomeria japonica (Japanese cedar), 972 nucleotides. Its product is annotated as cationic peroxidase 1-like. NCBI's taxonomy places the organism in Eukaryota, Viridiplantae, Streptophyta, Pinopsida, Cupressales, Cupressaceae. Gene Ontology annotation, biological process: response to oxidative stress; hydrogen peroxide catabolic process. Gene Ontology annotation, molecular function: peroxidase activity; heme binding. Bases 1 to 972 code for a protein of 323 amino acids. The record is from RefSeq and is a predicted model, not a curated record. The transcript is spliced from 4 exons.
AUGGCUUCUCUUACAAUGCUGACAAGAAGCUUUGCAUGCACUACUUUUCUCUUGUGUGUCACGGUUUAUGGGCAGCUCUCUUCAACCUUUUACGCCAACUCAUGCCCGCAAGCACUAUCAAUCGUGAAUAACAUAGUACAGCAAGCCGUAAACGAAGACAAACGAAUGGGUGCGUCGUUACUGCGCCUUCACUUCCACGACUGUUUCGUCAAUGGCUGCGAUGCCUCUGUACUACUGGAUGACAAUCCAAAUUUUGAAAGUGAAAAGGGCGCUAGACCAAAUCAAAAUUCAUUAAGAGGCUUUGAUGUGAUAGAUAAUAUCAAGACCCAGCUUGAGAAUGUUUGCAGAGAAGUGGUUUCCUGUGCAGACAUUUUAGCUAUAGCUGCUCGUGAUUCAGUUCUCCAGCUGGGAGGUCCAUCGUGGGAAGUAAUGCUGGGAAGGAGGGAUUCGAGGGUCCCAAACAAAACAGCUGCGAACGAAGACAUCCCAAGUCCAUUCUUGGAGUUUUCCGGGCUCCAAAUUGCGUUUCAAAAACAAGGACUGUCUGUCAAGGACCUCAUUGCCCUUUCAGGUGCUCAUACAAUCGGUCAAGCACAAUGCUUCACAUUUAGAAAUCGCAUCUACCAGGAAUCGAACAUCGACCCUGUUUUUGCCCAAUCUCUUCAGGCAACGUGCCCUCGAGACGAUGGCGUUGGCAGUAGCAACCUUUCUCCUUUCGACAUUGUUAACUCAAAUGUAUUUGACAAUAACUACUUCAAAGAUCUAGUGGCAUCGAAGGGCCUUCUACACUCAGAUCAGGCACUACUUAACGGUAGGGAUGCUACGUUUACUCAAGAUCAGGUUGCUCUCUACAGCAAUGAUCAAACUGGCUUUUUUACUGAUUUUCAAGUUUCUAUGGUGAACAUGGGAAACAUAAAGCCUCUUACUGGGACGGACGGAGAGAUUCGGAAAGAUUACAGGAAACCAAACUAA